AUGGACCCUCACAAGCGCGACCUCGCCGCCGACCACGGUUUCCGGCGUCAGAAGGGGCGGCGGCCGGGCAGUCACGGUCCGCGCCUGCCGGGCGAGCGGCUGGACGGGACGAUACUGGCGCGGCAGUGCCUGUCGGCAACCGCCCUGCGCGAAGGGUGGGGCCGCGUCUGGCGCAAUCACGGGGCCUCGGGCGGCGAUGGCAUGACCUGCACCGGUUUUGCGCGCAAUGCCCAUGCACGUUUGGGCGAUCUGCGGCGCGACCUGUCUGACGGAAGCUACCGCCCGGGCGCGCUGCGCGAGGUCGACAUCCCCAAGAAGGGCGGUGGCACACGGCUGCUUCGGAUUCCGUGUGUGCGCGACCGCAUCGUUCAAACGGCUGUUGCGCAGGCGCUGUCGGCACAAUUCGAAAACGAGUUCGAACCGGCAAGCUUUGGCUAUCGGCCGGGCAGAUCCGUUGCCAUGGCUGUGCGUUCGGUCGAAUAUGCCCGCUCCGAAGGGUUCACCCACGUGGUGGACGCCGAUAUCGAGCGCUUUUUCGACCGUGUCGAUCAUGACCGGUUGAUGAGCCGUUUCGCGGAGAGCGUGACCGACGGGCCGGUUACCGAUCUGAUCUGGCUCUGGCUUACUCAUUGGGCGCCACAGGGCCGCGGCCUGGCACAGGGUUCGCCGGUUUCGCCGCUCCUUGCCAAUCUCUAUCUCGACCGGCUGGAUGAGGCCCUCUGGCUUUCCGGCCUGAGGAUCAUCCGGUAUGCGGAUGACUUUGUCGUGCUUGCCAAGGGCACCGAAUCGGCGGAAGCGGCCAUGGCGCUCACACAACAGCUUCUGGCCCGGGAAGGACUGACCCUUAACAGCGACAAGAGCCGCGUGAUGAGCUUCGAGCGCGGUUUUCGUUAUCUGGGCCAUCUUUUCAUGCGCUCGAUGACACUCAAGGUCACCGAAAAUGACGGGCUGGCGCCGGACGAUCUGGGCGCGCUGAUGGCACGGCUUGGCGAUGAUGACGAACGGGCCGAGACCGAGCAGGCGCUCAUCGAGGCCGAAACGUCCCGAUUGGAACGGGGAGGCUACCGCCACGCCGCCGGGAUGCGCGUUCUGCAUGUCAUCGAGCCCGGCCGCCGCCUGCGCGCGCGCCGCGAUGCCCUGGUGGUUGAAGAGCCGCUGCCCGCGCCGCGCGACAGCGACGUGCGCACAGUUGAAUGGCGGCCACUGCUGGCGCUGCCGCACGGCCGGGUCGACCGUGUUGACCUUGGCCCGGCCAACGAGAUUGACCGGUCAACGGCAGACUAUCUUGUCGGCAAUGAUAUCCCGCUUGCCCUGGUCGAUCGUGACGGGGCGACCGCAGGCUGGUUGAGCCCUGCCGCCAUGCCCUAUGCGGGCCGCCAUUUGAAGCAGGCCGAACUGUCGCUGGACCACAAAAGAAGGCUCGAUCUUGCACGACGAUUUGUUGUGGGCCGCAUGCGCGCGCAACGCACUUCGUUGCGCAGGCUCUUGGCUGAACGGGACGACACACCGGCACGCGUGACCGUGGCGUUGACCCAGCUCAACAAGACGCUGCCGCGCGGCCAGCGGGCCCUUGACGAUGCGGAACAGGCCAAAGGGCCGUUAAUGGCUGCAACGUCAAUUGAAACGAUACGCGGUCACGAGGGGGCGGUGACCGCAAAAUACUGGCCCGCACUUGGUGCGCUUUGUGGCGAUCCCAUGUUUGUGUUGACGAAGCGGCAGCGUCCGGCGGGCGACAGCGCCGCAAACAUCAUCCUGAAUGUGUUGGCGCAUCUUCUCGAACGCGACAUCAGCGUUGCUGUCCAGCGCGCGGGCCUGCAUCCGGGAUUCGGUGUCUUGCAUGGCACAAGGGACCACCACAGCGGGUGUGUGUUCGACCUCAUGGAGGAGUUUCGCGCACCACUGGCGGAAGGACUGUUUGUCUAUCUGGUCAACCGCCGCAUCGUCCGGUCCGAACAUUUUGAGGUGACCCCGGAUGCCGGUGGCGGCUCCGCACGCCUGAGGCCCGAUGGCUACCGCGCGAUCGUGAAGGCAUAUGAAAGCCGGAUCGCACAAACGGUCGCCUAUGGUUACACCGGCAAAAGGGUCCGGUGGCGUGAGCUGAUGAUGCAGCAGGCCUUGCGCCUUGCCGCCCAUUGCGAGGGGCGCGAUGUCUAUGUGCCCUACGACAUGGAUCAGGACAGGCGCGAGGCGGCACAACGGAAGAAUGCACAACGAUGA
Molecule: messenger RNA, 2217 nt
Organism: Effrenium voratum
Lineage: Eukaryota; Dinophyceae; Suessiales; Symbiodiniaceae
Source: the annotation of a GenBank genome assembly